AUGGAUAUCCUCAUCACAGUAUCUCUACUUCUGCUUCUCCACAUCAUCUUCAACCUGUGCAAGUCAAUUUUUUAUGGAAGAAACCGUUGCUGCUACAUCCUGCAUUACGAAUGUUACAAGCCUACCGACGAUAAAAAGACUGACAUUGAAAAUGGCAUGAAAAUUGUUCGGAGGAACAAGAACCUCGGCUCCCAAGAACAUAAAUUUGUCUUAAGAACACUAAUUAGGUCAGGUAUUGGUGAAGAGUCUUACUCCCCGAGAAACGUCAUUGAUGGCCGAGAAGAGUUCCCGACUCUUGGCGAUUCGCUCUUGGAGCUUGAUGAUGCCAUUUUCAACACUCUCGACAAACUUUUCUUAGCAACGGGGGUCUCGCCAGCAGAAAUUGACGUACUCGUUGUUAGUGUCUCUGCUUUCGCUCCAAUUCCCUCAAUCACAGCUCGAAUAGUGAACAGAUACGUGAUGAAGGAGAACAUUAAGGCCUUCAAUCUCUCCGGAAUGGGCUGUAGUUCGAGUCUUGCCGCCAUUGAUGUUGUUCAGAGAUUAUUCAAACUAUAUGAUAAUAGAUUAGCUAUUGUUGUUAGUACAGAAUCUCUCGGUUCUCAUUGGUAUCCGGGAAAAGAUAAAUCUAUGAUUCUCUCCAAUUGUCUUUUCAGAUUAGGAGGGUGUUCAAUUCUUUUAACAAACAACAAAACUAUGAAACACAACGCAAUCAUGAAGCUAAACUGCUUAGUCCGAAGUCACAUUGGUGAAGACGAUGAAGCUUACAAAGCUUGCUUCCAAGCUGAAGAUGAUCAAGGAUAUGAAGGGUUUAUUCUCAAUAAAACCCUAAUCAAAUCAGCUUCCAAAGCUUUAACCCUAAACCUUAAAUUGCUGGAACCUAAAAUUUUUCCAGUCUGGAUUCGUAUUAAAACUAUAACUUCUUUAAAAUAUAAAAACUUUUGGAGUAUUAAGUCAAGAAUUAAGCACUUCUGCAUACAUCCUGGUGGGAGAGCUGUGAUCGACCAAGUUGGUACGACUCUACAGCUUAGUGAAUACGAUCUUGAGCCGGCAAGAAUGGCGCUUCAUAAAUUUGGCAACACUGCAUCAUGUGGAAUUUGGUAUGCUUUAAGCUAUAUGCAAGCUAAGAAGAGGCUUAAAAAUGGUGAUGAGAUCUUGAUGAUUGGUCUUGGAGCUGGUUUUGAGUGCAUAAACAGUUUAUGGGAGGUGAUGAGGGAUUUGAAGGAGGAAGAGAAUGUGUGGAAGGAUACAAUAGAUUUAUAUCCUAUGAUCUUUGAAGUUACCAAAGCUAAGAUGGAAAAUAAGUAUAUGGGUCAAUAUUGA
This is a messenger RNA of Carica papaya (papaya), 1320 nucleotides long. The record is from RefSeq and is a predicted model, not a curated record. Lineage: Eukaryota; Viridiplantae; Streptophyta; Magnoliopsida; Brassicales; Caricaceae.